AUCACGAUUCCCUUUUCUUCCCCAGUAAUCUGAGCCCUUUGCGUCCGUCUCUAACCUCUGCCACCUUCCCCCCUCUCUCACUCCUGAGAUCUAAAACAGAGUGAUGGAUCGCCUGCAGAAGUGCCCGGCUAACUAUGUCGCCCUCAGCCCCGUUACCUUCCUAGAGAGGGCAGCUGGCGUCUACGCCGACCGCACCUCGGUCGUCUACCAGCGCACACGCUUCACGUGGAAGCAGACCUACGAGCGUUGCCGCCGUCUCGCCUCCUCCCUCCGGUUGCUGAACAUCUCCAAGAAUGAUGUGGUCUCGGUUUUGGCACCUAACGUUCCGGCCAUGUAUGAGAUGCAUUUCGCCGUGCCCAUGGCUGGCGCCGUGCUCAACACCAUAAACACUCGUCUCGACUGCAAGAACGUCGCCACCAUCCUUAAGCACUCCGAGGCCAAGGUCUUCUUCGUCGACUACCAGUACGUCCCCCUUGCCGUAGACGCCCUCAAGCUUCUUAUGGCCGACCCCGACACUCCCCAGAUGCCACUGGUCGUCGUCAUCGACGACGUCGACACACCGACCGGCACUCGGCUCGGAGAGCUGGAGUACGAGCAGCUCGUCGCUAGCGGCAACCCUACUCAGGAACUCCCCCAGCUCGAGGACGAGUGGGAUCCCAUCGCCCUUAACUACACCUCCGGCACCACGUCCGCCCCCAAGGGGGUGGUCUACAGCCACCGCGGCGCGUACCUAAGCACCAUCAGCCUCCUUCUCCAGUGGGGGGUCGGAAGCGAGCCUGUCUACCUCUGGUCACUCCCCAUGUUCCAUUGCAACGGGUAGACGUUCACGUGGGGUGUCGCCGCCCGCGGAGGCGUCAACGUGUGCAUCCGCAACACGUCGGCCGGCGAGAUGUAUCAAGCCAUCGCCGACCACCGUGUCACCCACAUGUGCUGUGCUCCCAUCGUCUUCACCAUCCUCCUUGAGGCCGGUCUGUCCGAGCGUCGUCCCAUCGCCUCCCCCGUUCAGGUGCUCACCGGCGGAGCCCCACCCCCGGCGCCGCUGCUCGAGAAGAUCGAGCGCAUGGGGUUCAAGGUGACGCACGCUUACGGGCUGACAGAAGCGACCGGGCCGGCGCUCGUCUGCGAGUGGCGGUCGGAGUGGGACCAGAGACCGUCCGAGGACCGGGCGCGGCUCAAGGCGCGGCAAGGGAUCAGCGUACUCACACUCGCGGACGUCGACGUCAAGAACGCCAAGACGAUGGCGAGCGUCCCUCGCGACGGCCGGUCCGUCGGGGAGAUCGUCCUCCGCGGCAGCAGCAUCAUGAAAGGCUACUUCAAGAACACCAAAGACACGGCCGAGGCGUUGAGGGACGGGUGGUUCUUCACCGGAGACGUCGCGGUGGUGCACCCGGACGGGUAUCUAGAGAUCAAGGACCGGUCCAAGGACGUGAUCAUCUCAGGAGGCGAGAACAUCAGCAGCGUGGAGGUGGAGACGGUGCUGUACAAGCACCCCAUGGUGGUGGAGGCAGCGGUGGUGGCGAUGCCUCACCCGCGCUGGGGCGAGACCCCGUGCGCCUUCGUGACGCUGAAGAAGAAAUGCGGCGGUGGAGAUAACACCGCAACGGAGGAAGCCAUCAUAACAUACUGCAGGGCGAACAUGUCACGCUUCAUGGUGCCAAAGAAGGUGGUGUUCGUGGAGGAGCUGCCCAAGACUUCCACCGGAAAGAUCCAAAAGUUUCAGCUAAGGGAGAUGGCUAAGCGCUUCAAGGUGGCGGAGAGGCCGCCGCAUGGGAGCAGCAAAACCCAUCUUCCCAACCACGGUACGCGCCAGGUUGAGCCGCAGCAGGAGCAUGUCUUGGCCAUGUCGCGCCUCUGAACACAUGUAUGUUACU
Messenger RNA from Musa acuminata subsp. malaccensis (wild Malaysian banana), 1871 nucleotides. RefSeq names its product trans-cinnamate:CoA ligase, peroxisomal-like. The record is from RefSeq and is a predicted model, not a curated record. Lineage: Eukaryota; Viridiplantae; Streptophyta; Magnoliopsida; Zingiberales; Musaceae.